UAAUAUUGAUACCGGAGUUUGUUUUCUUUUCAAAUUUUCAUGUGCUCAACUGGUUGGAGAAAAAUGAAAUGAUUUUGAGUUUAUAAAGACUUUUAACAGUUUCAACUAUUACUAUUUUAAUGACGUGAUACUCGAAAUUGUAGCAUUAUUAUAAUAUUCAUCAUCAUGCCUUCGUUCAAUUUAGAUUCUACCUCAUCAGCUGUUAAAUUAGAUUCACCGGUGCACGUUGUAGAUCUCCCUCAGCAAGUCCUCCUAGUCGAGUUUUCGCCUUUCGAGUGGUCUCAAAACGUAAUCCUAAUCGCUUUCCCGGAAAAUGUAUCAAUUGGCACGAUUAAAUUCCAGGAGGAAGAUGAAUCAAUGCAAACCAAAUACAAACUCGAUAUCGUUGAAACAUUCGAAGUUAAAGGACGUCCUCACGCGUUAUCGCUCAGUCAAGAAACUCUACUAACGAGUAAUCCAAAAGUAAUGCAGUUUGCUUGCGCUUCUUCGGAUUACAAUAUCUAUUUACACGAAAGUGUUCUCAAAGAAACUGUUGAGACGAAGGUCCUAGAAGGCCACACGAAUUACGUAAAUGAUAUAUGUUUCGAUAAGGAAUCAUCGGUUGACUUACUAGCUUCCGUCAGUGACGAUUUUACGUGCCGUGUAUGGUCGGUGAAAGAUCUAAAAUGUAGUAUAACUUUCUACCUAGAAUCUCCUGGAACUGCGGUGAAAUGGAGUGCUGACGAGCCCAAUAAAAUACUGGUCGCUGAAAAGAAAGGAAUCGUUAGAUUAUAUAAUGUAGAACAAGAACAACCCGUGUACUCCCUAGAAUGUGAUGUAUUUCCAUUAUUAGACGUUGACUGGUCUCCUAGUAAUCAUUGUAAAAUCGCUGGAAUCGCGUCCGGAUAUUUAUUAGUAUGGGAUACCGCUAAAUCAAGUUUUCCUGUGUAUAAACAACUUGUACAUUCCGGUGGUAUUAAAUACGUCAGAUAUUGUAAUCAAAAUGAGAAUAUUAUCGCUACGAUCGGAUCGCCAGGACAUACUUUGAAUGUAACGAACUUGAAGACAAAGUUUCCUAUAAAUGUGGCUAAAUUGAAGUUGGCAAGUAACGUAGCUUGGCAUUUCAAACUUCCAUAUGUUUGCGUCGGUGUUGAUAAUAGUUUAUGUUUUUGGAAAGUCGCUACGAAAUGAAUAAUCUUUAGUCUUUUUUUUUACAUUAUUUGAAUAAAUAAGUUUUUUAUGUUU
This is a messenger RNA of Planococcus citri (citrus mealybug), 1224 nucleotides long. RefSeq names its product nuclear pore complex protein Nup37 (gene Nup37). The coding region runs from base 166 to 1170 and encodes 334 amino acids. The record is from RefSeq and is a predicted model, not a curated record. Lineage: Eukaryota; Metazoa; Arthropoda; Insecta; Hemiptera; Pseudococcidae. Gene Ontology annotation, molecular function: protein binding. Gene Ontology annotation, cellular component: nuclear pore outer ring. The transcript is spliced from 6 exons.